CACUGACGGUAUCGGGCUAGCCCAGCAAGCGUUGUUAACGCCACUGACGGUAUCGGGUUAACCCAGCAAGUGUUGUUCACGCCACUAACGGUUUCGGGCUAACCCAGCAAGCGUUGUUCACGCAACUGACGCUUUCGGGCUAACCCAGCAAGUGUUGUUCACGCCACUGACGGUAUCGGGCUAACCCAGCAAAGAUGUCGUGGACCAAACUGAUUUGUAUCCUUAUCGCUAGCGUCUUCACUCAGCUUACCAAUGGAGAAAUUCCACCAGACUCACAAUGUGGAAAAGCUAAGAUAUGCUGGCCUGCAGAAUGUCCCGCUGAAGGGUGUGUCGGCUUCCUGAUCAGUUGGUGGAACACCGACUUGGAUUAUCUACGGUUUGAGAUGAAGAUGGAAAUUGUCCCAUCAGGCGAGCACUAUAUCGCCCUUGGGUUCUCCGGAAACAAUCAAAUGCCGGACAGCAGUAUAGUGAUGUGCCGAAGUGAUGACAAUGUACAGCUUGGAUACACACAGGGUCGCACAUACGCGCCUGGAACAGACUUGUAUGGAAUUCGGAACACAUCAUUUGCUGAUACAAAUAACAUAACUACAUGCUCCUUUGAUCGAAUCAAGAAACCCACCAAGAACGAGGACACUCUUAGGUCUCUGACCGAUUCGUUCUUCCUGAUUCGAGCAUGGGGGGCGGUAACAGGUGGUGUACCUGCUUACCACAAAAACAACCGAGGAGUCUCCCCUAAGUCAUACUCUUAUCCUGUCAUGAAGGGCACAGGACACAACAUAAAACCAGCAUCUGUAUCCCUUUGCGCUUGUCUCAUCGGUGCCUGGCUGUCCUAUAUGCUACAUUAGGAUUACCAGUGGGAUUUGAACCAAAAGAUCACAAGAUUGCCAGCCCACCAUUUACGGGAAACAAACAUUUUCACAAAUCAUACUAAUAGAGACUUAAGUGAGAUGCUUUACGCAAUAUUAAAUCGAUAAUGAAAAAGAGUUGUUAAUGUAAACUUAACCAUAAGACUACUGUGUAACGCUGAUAUUUCGCGGAGGAGUACAUUUGGUAAAUAAAAAUAAUAAUUUAUCAAUACAUAAAUAUAAAUAAACCCCAAUAAUUGGACGUCUUUUGAGAAUUUCUACUACAUGUAAUUAAUGACAAGUUGUCAAAAAACCAGAACAAAACCAAAGGCCGCUUAAACCCAAAUCGUCUUCAUCUGCAUGAUCCAAAAGGUAUUUAAAUUGCGGGAAAGUCCUCAAAUGAAUUUAUGAUCUUCACUAUUGAAGCGAAGUGUCUUGAGUCGGAUUUAUGAAAAGCCUUUGAUCCCUAGCCGGCAGAAGACUUUUGAGAUGGAUGAAUCUAUGAUCUCUAGCCAGCCGAAGUGUCUUGAGUCGGUUUUAUGAAGAGCCUUUGAUCCCUAUCCGCCCGAAGUCUCUUGAGGUGGGUGAGCAUUUGAUCCGUAGCUGGCCGAAGUGUCUUGAGAUUGAUGAACCUUCGAUCCCGAAGGAAUAUGCUUUCACAUCAGCACACAAAUUAAGCAGAACUUUUCAUACGUUUUUAAUUAUGUUAUUAUUUCUUGUUUUUGUGUCUUGAUCAAAACUGGACAAAUUUCAAUGUCAGAACAGUCGCAAUUUAUUCUUUAUAUAUUUGCACAUUUAGUAAAAGUUUCGUUUAUUCAUACAUAUAUAUCUCCCCACUCCACGAGGUGAAAGUACUAGCUAGGUAAGUAAAAAGACACUCUUUUGUCAUUUCUUAGUUUAUUAAACAAUCACAAGGACGUUUGAUUUUCUUUGAUAUAUAUAUAAUUAAAAGAUAAAAUGUCCAUGUGAAGUAGGUAUGUAUAGAAAAAAUCAAGUCUAGCAGCGUUUACCCUUCACAUGGCUCCUCGGGUUUCAUUGUGAAGAAUAAUGGUUUUAAAUUCAUUUUCAGAUGUUUUACCUAGUUAAAUUUGUAGCGUCAUCCGCAUACAUUAAAUGGCUAUAGAUAAUUUACUGGUAAGCUCUAUUGCGAUAUUGUUCUCCAUUUUAUUAUAUUUGAUAUUAAAGGUUAUAAACACUAAUAAAGUUGACAAAUGUGUAUCGACAUUUUUUUUUUCAAAUAUUCCUUUUGUAUGUAUUUAUAUUUAUCCUGCAAUAAAAUUAUUCACUUUU
This is a messenger RNA of Mizuhopecten yessoensis (Yesso scallop), 2135 nucleotides long. Its product is annotated as DOMON domain-containing protein FRRS1L-like. The transcript has 6 exons. The record is from RefSeq and is a predicted model, not a curated record. The coding region runs from base 195 to 845 and encodes 216 amino acids. Gene Ontology annotation, biological process: regulation of glutamate receptor signaling pathway. NCBI's taxonomy places the organism in Eukaryota, Metazoa, Mollusca, Bivalvia, Pectinida, Pectinidae.